AUGGAGCCCCUUCAAAAGCUCGUCGCCUACAAACUUGACAAAAUCCAGCGCCAGUCUAUGACCGAUCAUGACAUUGCAAGACCCAAACUUGCUCAAGUGCCUUCAAACUCCCAUCCCAUAUAUGACCUCCGAACGGAUUCAGUUCACGAAAUCGAAGAUCCCAUCGACACCCUAGAAGGCAAUGAACCUCGCCACACAGCCAACGGAUUCCUCCUCGCAAGCAGUGUCCCCGCCACCGGCACCAAAGCACCCCAGACCCCAGGACGACGAUACACCAUCGACUACUUCCUCAAACCCUCCCCCAACACCUGCGAAGCAAUCAACCACUACCCAACCCCAACCGCACCUCCCAUCAUCCCACCCAUCACCUCCGCCUGCCUCCAACCCAUCACCCCCUCCCCCAACCCCCCUCCCACCCUCAUCCUCGAAACCGCCAACUCCUCCAUCACCCCCUCCGACUACACCACCAUGACCUCCACAGGCUAUGCCGGCUGGCUAACCCAAGACGCGCUCUCCCUCUCCCUAGACCUCCUCUCGCAAUUCCUCUCCUGCCCCACCCACUCCAUCCUCCUCGCAAACGCAGAGUACGCCCGACACUGCCACACCAUCGGCCAACCCUCGCACCCCGCCUCGGACAUAAAAGGCUACGAACACGUGCUCGCCGCUCUCACCCCCGCAACCCACAUCUUUCUCCCCAUCAGCGACGGCUUCUUCGCCACCACCUCCGACAGCGCAGACCCAGUCGGAACACACUGGACGCUCCUGUACAUCACCCGCAGCACAGAAGGCACCCACACGACGCUCAAAGCCCUGUCCUUCGACUCCCUGACCGGCCCGAACCCGAGCACGGACAAUCAGAACCACGAAGCGUCCCUCGCCGUCGUCGCGGGCGUCAAGAAAUUGCUGUCCUACUCCCCCCCAACGCAGACGAGGAGGAGGCGGAGGGGGGAGCCGAGGCCGCCGAGGCCGAAGGUGACGACGUCGUUGAAGCAGGUGCCCUCGCCGAGCCAGUCCCGACACAACGCGGCGGCGAGGAAGGACGGCAGGUCGGCGUGUGGGCCGUUUGUGUGGGGUAUGACUGCGUUUUUGGCCCGGGCGAUCGUCGAGCAUGCUGAGGGGGAGAAGGGGGGAGAGGUGUUGGAUGUGGAGGCGUUUUUGGAUGGGGAGUUCCCGGGGAGGUGGGGCGCGUUUUGGGAUUCGAUCGAGACGAGGGGGAGGAUUAGGGGGAUGGUGCUGAGGGAGAUGAGGGAGAGGGUUGAGCGGUGUGGGAGUUGGGAGUGGGGGGAGUAUUCGAGGUUUCUUGAGGGGGAAGGGGUGAGGGUUGGUGGGUAG
Messenger RNA from Aaosphaeria arxii CBS 175.79, 1332 nucleotides. RefSeq lists its product as uncharacterized. Lineage: Eukaryota; Fungi; Ascomycota; Dothideomycetes; Pleosporales. Bases 1 to 1332 code for a protein of 443 amino acids. Gene Ontology annotation, biological process: proteolysis. The record is from RefSeq and is a predicted model, not a curated record. The transcript has a single exon. Gene Ontology annotation, molecular function: cysteine-type peptidase activity.